UGCUCCGGCUUCCUCCUGCAGUCCUGCCUGCCUGAUUAUCAAUAAGCUGUAUUAGCCCUUCACUAAUCAUAUUGCAAGAGACGGAGAGUGAGAGAGUAGGCAGCUAGACUCUGUGUGCAUCAUUAUCACUGUGUGUGUGUGUGUGUGUGUGUGUGUGUGUGUGUCUUUGCGUGUGUGCAGCCAGGGAGGGAGGGAGGAGGGAGGGGUGUAUCCUAGCGAGGAGCUUUUCCCUGUUGUAGUAACCAACCGCACACGCCGACUGCCAGCCAUUACUUCACUGCAGCAACAAUCAGCCCCUCCGUACUUAGUGAGCCAGACACACUAACCUGUCUGUCCCCUCCUCUUUUCUCUCUCUCUGCAUAUUCAGCAGAGCUGCCCUCCUCUCCUCCUCAUCACUCCGCCACUCCUGCGGCGUUACUCUCUGCUUGAAGGGGACACUGGCCUGCUCCUCACCCACUGAUUCUGCAUGACUGUCACAAAGAUGUCAUGGCGCCCGACCUACCGAAGCUCCAAGUUUCGAAAUGUCUACGGGAAAGUGGCCAACAGGGAGAACUGCUACGAUGGCAUCCCCAUCACCAAGAAUGUCCACGACAACCACUUCUGUGCCGUCAACUCUAAGUUUGUGGCAGUUGUCACAGAGAGCGCCGGCGGGGGGGCUUUCAUCGUUAUACCUGUAUCCCAGUCGGGCCGCCUGGACUCUCAUUACCCCAAAGUCUGCGGCCACCAAGGCAAUGUGCUGGAUAUCAAGUGGAAUCCCUUCUUUGAAAACAUCAUAGCAUCCUGCUCGGAGGACACCUCGGUGAGAGUAUGGGAGAUCCCAGAAGGUGGUCUGAGGCGAAACAUGACAGAGGCGGUGCUGGAGCUGUAUGGUCACAGCAGACGGGUGGGUCUGAUCGAGUGGCACCCCACCAGCAGCGGCAUCCUGUUCAGUGCUGGCUACGACUACAAGGUCCUGAUCUGGAACCUGGAGAUCGGAGAGCCGGUGAAAAUGAUCGACUGCCACACCGAUGUCAUCCUCAGCAUGUCCUUCAACACAGACGGCAGCCUGCUGGCCACCAGCUGCAAAGACAAGAAGCUGCGUGUCAUCGAGCCGCGCUCUGGGACAGUCCUGCAGCAUGCCAAUUGUAAGAACCACCGAGUGAACAGAGUGGUGUUCUUGGGCAACAUGAAGCGACUGCUCACCACAGGGGUUUCUCGCUGGAACACCCGGCAGAUCGCUCUGUGGGAUCAGGAGGAUUUGUCCAUGCCUAUUGUGGAGGAGGACAUAGACGGCCUCUCAGGACUGUUGUUUCCCUUCUAUGAUGCAGACACACACAUGUUGUACCUGGCAGGCAAGGGGGACGGCAACAUCCGCUACUUCGAGAUCACCACAGAGAAGCCAUACUUACAAUACCUAAUGGAGUAUAGGUCCCCGGCCCCUCAGAAAGGUUUAGGAGUGAUGCCAAAGCACGGGCUGGAUGUGGGAUCUUGCGAGGUUUUCCGCUUCUACAAAUUAGUAACCCUGAAGGGUUGGAUUGAACCAGUUUCCAUGAUUGUCCCACGAAGGUCAGACACAUACCAGGAGGACAUCUACCCCAUGACACCAGGAACAGAACCAGCCCUGUCUGCCAGUGAAUGGCUGAGCGGCAUUAAUAGAGACCCAGUCUUGAUAUCCCUAAAGGAAGGUUACCAGCGUCCAAACCAACUAGUGUUCAAGGCUCCAGUGAAGGAAAAGAAGAGUGUGGUGGUGAAUGGGAUCGACCUGCUGGAAAACGUACCGCCCCGGACCGAGAAUGAGCUCCUGCGGAUGUUCUACAGGCAGCAGGAUGAGUUGCGGCGGCUGAAAGAGGAGUUGACCACCAAGGAUGUGCGAAUACGUCAACUGGAGCUGGAGCUAAACAACCUGAAUAACGUUAGCCCCAACAACGUGUGACCUCUCAGCCUCCUGAACUGACGAAGCUGCUUCCUUUUGCCCCCAAAUCUGACCUCCGACAAGCUUCUGAGCCCUCCCAUCUCUCCCUUUUGAUAUGUCAUAAGUUCAUUCAUGCUGCCCUGCGUAGUGCAUACAGUAAUACGAUACAUAUUCGAUUAUGUCUUAACUGAUGCAAAUACUGGAAUAUUAUAAUUAAUAAGAUAAAUAAUGUAAGCAAGGCAGUGUUCAUGGAUUGCCAGCCCAAGAUGAAAUCAAUGAUCAAUCUUAGAUAUAGUGAGGUUUUAUCUGUUUUUUGAUAACUUAAUAUUCUUGAUCAAACACACUCUCUUGUGUUAUGAUCAGCUGCUGCAUAUUUUCUGCCAGACCUCCUGUGUGUUUGCCUCUCUAUGCCUAGCCUAUGAUUCAUGUGGUUACACACAGGCAAAGGAGCCUCAACACUCAUCCUUCUAUUAUGACCAAACCAUCAUCUCAUUAUUUGCUGGGGCAAAAACUGGAGGAUAAAAGACUGGCAGUGUCUGGCACUUACUUUUCUUCCCCAAGGCCUUAGACCCUGCUGCAGACACAGAUUGCAGCAAGCUGCUGCUGCAUCCUCUCAAAAUGGCUGAUGUGAAGUCAUUUUGCAAGAUGAGAUGGGCUUUUGCAGUCAUGGAUCCUGUUUUUCCUCAGAGCUGCUUAUCCUUUAUUGCUACUUUCACCCACAACUAUUGCUGGUUAUAAAUGGACUUCACAAUGCUGCUCAACAGCUACUCACAUGCAGUCUUUCUUCCCAAGGAGAGCGGAUAGUUCGCUCACUCAAAGUAUUUCUAUUCUUUAUUUAAAAGGUGGGAAAGCGGCAGAGAAGACGGCGAUCCAGAGACGGUGGACUUUUAUAACUACUCCAUUAUAGUCUCAAGGGAGCUUUGCAGGCUUUUGGUUUUUAGGGCUAAUUUUUGAGGAUGGGGGGGGGGUAGUGUACAUUUGCUUCUAUUUAUUUGUCAUAUUUGACCUUUCUAGCAAAUAACAUGUAUAUUUGUUAAUCCCAUUGUUUUUGUAAGAUGUGGCUGCGCAAGUAAUGAUUGUGACGCUUGAUAGAUUUUGCUGAAUGUUUCUGGUUGAAAUGGUGCAAGAGUUAUGUGAAACUGUACCCUAAACAGUGUUCGGUCUUUGACCCUCAACAUCAUACCUUCAGAUAGGGUAUAAAAAUAUUCUCUUGCCUAUUCCUAACAGUACUAAAGACUGUCAUAAUAGCCAUCCUUUUACAUUUAAACUACAUAUAUCACCAUUACUAAGAUGUGCUAACCUGUAAAUGUGUCAUUUUUCUCUAGCGACUCCAGGUCAUCUUCCUCUCCUUCUCCACAUGUACCACCACAAGACUUAGGCUGAAUUUCAGUUUAUGCCUUUGUUCUACUUCUACUACUUUUUUUUUGCUGCAGUCUGACAUUUAAGAGAAGUGGGGACUGGCUUAGCAUUUGACUCUACUGUGUUAACCAGGCUCAAGCAGUUCCAGAAAAAGAUCCUGCCUGACAUUCAUUGUGUUUUUCAAUCCAGUGCCCAUCACAGUCAGACAUGUCUCAUUAUGGAACAAGAAAGGAAUAAGAUAAACAGACUCUAUGCUGGGCAAAAGGUGGGAGUUUAUGGAUAGAGAAAGUCGAAAGUAAGUUAAGGAAUGAAGGUCACAACUUGUUUGUUGUGGAACAGGUGUUCCUCACAAUCUAAAAAACUAGACGUAGAACCUCUGACUCGUGCGGCUAACGUGUACAUUUCUUGCAGGGAAAAAAAAGGCUACAGUGAAAGUAGACAGGGAGAGAAGGAUCCAGCAGCAAUGGAUCAUCUACAGAAGAGAGACAGUUGAAGUUGCAGCAGGAAUUGAGCUUUGUCAGGUGCUUUUGUUUACUGAGGACUUAAGUUAACUACACGAUUCAUUGAAAGGUAGGAAAACAUGACUGUGCUGCAUUUUAAUGCUUUUAGAGCUACUGGAUCUCUCUCAGUAGAUUAAACCUGAUUACCUUGUUGGGAGACGAGCCAAUCACAGCAGUGUGUUGCUUAGUUGGGUCUACUGUAGUAAUUGAACGUAUGACAUCUUUCUCUGCUGAAAAGUGCGUCCUGGAUCAGGAGAACAAGUGAAGACUGGAACUGGAUACAUUUGACCAUGUUGCUCGGUUACAGAAGGACCACAGACUUCAAAACAUAUAUAAAAGGGAUUUAUUGAAGUGAAUGGGAGGACAAAAAGAAACAAUUUGGCUGAUGACAGUGGAUUUAACAUGGAGUGAAAAAUCACUGAGGUAGGCCAAUUUGACCGUCGGGUAUAAUCAUGAAAGCAAAGUCCAAAUAACUGACUUUUACCAGAGUUUACACUUUGAAACAAUAAAUUUUCAAUGCACAUACGUUUCUGUUGUAACCUCCAUUUAUAUCAAGCACUUCUCUACUCUACCAUCACAAAGUCAAGCGUUGCCAAUGCCACCACCUGUGUGUGUCACAGAAAUGAACAUGGAGAAAGCGGUAAUGAGCUCUGACACUGAACAGUUGUCUUUAUGGAAAGAUUAUGCAUACAAAGUUAUGUUCAAAUUCUCAAGAAAUGUCACUGCGUAUGUUAAGAUAAAGCAGCAUACAUAUUUAAUAUCUUAUUACAAUUCAUAGUUUCACCUCAGUUGUCUGUUAGAUGUCUGCCGUCAUCAAAGAGAAUACAAAAAAAUAGAUUUGGUCAUUAUUUACAAGAACACGUAAUUUCCGAACUAUCAAAGCUGAGGGUUUAAAGGAGGAGGAGCAGCUUCGACAAGGGCAGACAUUUUUUUUUUUUUUUUUUUUGCUAUGAGUUAAAAAUAUGCCCUGUGAGGGUCACACUGUGCAUGUUCAGACACAAGUUUCACACCAGGACAGCAGAGAGUAUUGGCUUACUGGUGACACUACAAAUACAUAAAUUACAUUUAAAAAAAAAAAAAAAAA
Molecule: messenger RNA, 4834 nt
Organism: Labrus bergylta (ballan wrasse)
Lineage: Eukaryota; Metazoa; Chordata; Actinopteri; Labriformes; Labridae
Gene: coro2ba
Product: coronin, actin binding protein, 2Ba
Molecular function (GO): actin filament binding
Source: RefSeq, a predicted model, not a curated record